UUUUAUACUUGUUUCAAUAAGAUAAAAGUUAAUUUUAUUUGAAUUUAUCUUAUGACAAAUGGAAUUUAAGAUUUUUUCAUAAGCAGAACAACCCUUUUCCGUUGUUCUUAGUCUCCAUUACAAAGUGCAUCAAGCAAGUUAUUAGCUGGUUCUUAACAGGAAUCUUUUCGGCAAACAUAUUUUGGCAAAGGAAUUAUCAUUGGUUAAAUUAAAAAUGAAUUCAAAUGAACAAACUCUUAGAACAAUAACUGUAGCUCAAACAUCUCAAGUUGUUGAAGAUGUGAAAGCAGAUUUGGAUAAUGAAAUAACUAAAACAAAAAAAACUCUAGAUCAAAUUGAUCAAAAUAUUUUCACUUGCAUCAAUGAUUUAAAAAAACUCAGAAGAAGUGUCAUAAUAUCACAUUUUGCAAAUAUGAAAAAUAAUAUUGAUGGAAAUAAAAAUAGUCAGAGAGAUGCUCUUCUGAAAAACUUGGAACGUGAAAACGAAAUCAAAGAUUUGGGUGAAUUUAUGGCACAUUUGAAUAAUGCAUCGACUCAAGUAAAAAGUGAACCCAUGAGCAAUAUUGAAGAAUUAAACAAAAUUGUUUUACAAAAUACCUUACUUUCUGAAAGCUUUAUUCCAAAGACUGGAUUAAUUGAUUUAACAUUUAUUAUUGGAAAUACUGUUAAAAUAAGUGAUUCUGAAAAUGAAAUGAAAUACAAAUGGACUGUUUAUGUACGCAAUGCUGAAGAAGGAGUUGACAAUUUAAUUUACAUUGAUAAAGUGACAUAUUUCUUACAUGAAUCAUAUGAACCCAAUCAUGUUGUAGAUGUAUUUAAAAAACCAUUUUCAUUAACAAGACAUGGAUGGGGAGAAUUUGUAAUUCGUUUACGUUUGUUCUUCAAAGGGAACAUGAAGGUUCAAACUGAUGUGUAUCAUAAACUGUGCCUGGAUAAAGAAAUAACAGCUGGUAUUCCAAUGGUUGCUAAAGAGCAAACUGUAAAGUUCAAUUUAUUACUACAUAUAUAAAAUCUUUUUUGAAUAUACAUAUAGACUAUGUGAAUAGUUUAUAUAGAAGUAUUAUAACUAGAGUUAGGAUGUUUUAAUUUUAAUUUUCUUUAAAAUUUCUAAUUUUAUUUUGCACUUUUUUGCAUUU
This is a messenger RNA of Melanaphis sacchari, 1136 nucleotides long. RefSeq names its product YEATS domain-containing protein 2 (gene D12). Gene Ontology annotation, molecular function: histone binding. The transcript is spliced from 2 exons. The record is from RefSeq and is a predicted model, not a curated record. NCBI's taxonomy places the organism in Eukaryota, Metazoa, Arthropoda, Insecta, Hemiptera, Aphididae. Gene Ontology annotation, biological process: regulation of transcription by RNA polymerase II; chromatin remodeling. Gene Ontology annotation, cellular component: NuA4 histone acetyltransferase complex. The coding region runs from base 215 to 1009 and encodes 264 amino acids.